UUGAAAGCAUUGCCAUGCACAAAUUCCAUAAGUGUCAACCAACAUUGGAGCAAGGUUAACCUUGCAAGCUAUUGUGCUGUUGCUGGAACAAAGCUAUGCAGGGAGAAAGGAAGAAGAGGACAUCAAUUGAAUAUCAAAAUGCUGUAGAUGCAUCUGAAAAUUUAGCUGAGUCUGGACCUGCUGGUGUGUCAAAAUUGAGAACUGGUGCAUCUUCUCAAGCAUCUGGGUUUGGUCCAUUGUCACCAAAAGCCUUGGAAUGCCUGAAAAACAUCACAGAAGGGCUACAAUGCUGUAUAUGCAGGAAGCUUGCUGAAGAAUCACUUGAACUACCAUGUGAAGAUCUAUUUUGCUCAGCUUGCAUCAUAGAUCACAUUCGCAAAAAUGGAGCAUUCUGCCCAGAGUGCUCCAUUCUGAUUGAAGAUGGUGACCUUCAUGGAGUGGAGUUUUAUCACAAACUCCUACCCAUUGCGAAGCAGUUGCAGGAGAUGACUGCUGAAGCAUCCUCUCAAGGGCAAUCAGAUGGCACUACGAUUGAUACUGAACUUUCAAAUGUAAUUGAUGAUGAAGCACAUCCAUGUGGAACCAAAGUUCAUGGUAAUGAUGAAGCAUCUGACAAGCAGCUGCUUCUCAGGAAAUCUGUUCGCACUCAGCUUAGACUCAAGAAGGCAGAUGAUAAUGUCUCAAAAGUCACCAAACUCUCAGGGCCUGCACUUCAUGGCAAGAUGGCAAGUAGUCCCUUUUUUAUUGCUCCAGAAGAGGUUGGGCGCAAGAAUAGAAGACAGUCUGAAGUAUUUGUCAAGGCUCAAAAGAAACAAUCAUCUGUUCAAGAUUCCCCCCAGGAAGGAGUAAAUUAUCAUUCAUCUCCCAAUGCCAUCAGAGGACUAACCCCUGAUAAAAAGAAAUGCACACAACUUGGGAAGGGCCAAUCCAAUAAAACAAGAUCAAGUGGAGGAGCAUCUCUUAUCACAAGUUCCUUCUCCCCAAAGUCUCCUCCUUUGAGGAGAAAUGCCAAGGGUGAAACAGUGCUUCAUAAGGCUGCAAUUACUAAUGAUGUCAAGCAAGUAAGCACCCUCCUUGAGGAAGGAGUUCCACCAAAUGUCCAAGACAAUGCAGGCUGGACCCCAUUGCAUGAAGCAGCUCUAAGAGGCUUUGUGGAUGUGGUGAAAAUCCUCAUCGAUAAUGGAGCUCUUCUAAAUGUGCCAGGAGGUCCUGAAAAUGACACCCCCCUUCAUGAAGCAGUUGCAAAUAACCAUAUUCCUGUUGUGGAGUUGUUGGUAUCUCGUGGUGCAGAUAUUGGUGCUAGAAACAAGCAAGGAAAGACUCCUAUGGAACAUGCAAGAACAACAGUGAUGAAGGCAGCCUUGUCAGUCAAGUCUCCUCUACACAGUAUUCCUGAAAAAGCUCAAGAUGGACAGCUGGUCCCACUCUUCUUUGGCUACAAACUGUCAAUGGAUAAUAAGAAUGCACUAAAGCAGUUGAUCAAGAAUCUUUCUGGGAAGUGGACUAGUAUGACACCUGAGGUCUGCAUUGUUGUGCUGGAAUCUGAUGAGAAUGGCCUUUGUUCACGGAGCUUCCCUUACUUCCAGGCUAUUUUGCAGGGGAAAUGGAUUGUGCAGCCCACAUAUGUGAAAGCAUGCUUAACAGCUGGAAAGUUGUUAGACCCUGAGGACUACUUGGUGCAAGGUUCCAAGGAGUGCCCUGGGAACAGUGGGAUUCUCAAAGCCCAAAAAAACUUUGCUGCCAAGAAACCAGGAUUGUUUGAUGGGUGUCAUAUGUAUCUUCAAGGAACAUUCACCCAUCACUCUCCAUUGUCCAAACAUGAAGUUGAGAAGCUACUGAGACUUGGUGGUGGGCAGGUACAUUCUCGUCUCCCUGCUCCAGCUACAGUUGAGGAUCUGGACCGCAACAUCCCAUAUCAUGCUCCAUGGGAAGGUCCUCUCUCCACUGUGUCUCAUGUCAUCAUUUUUGAAGAGGGCCCAUCUCUGCCAUCGCUUCAAUACCAUAUGGGUCACAUUUAUUCCCUUCCUCUUGCAUGGCUCUUUGAUAGCAUUGAGCUGUUCACAUUUGUGGAGUCCUUCUGUUAA
Messenger RNA from Darwinula stevensoni, 2084 nucleotides. Lineage: Eukaryota; Metazoa; Arthropoda; Ostracoda; Podocopida; Darwinulidae. The record is from the annotation of a GenBank genome assembly.